AUGCCGGUGGUGGCUGCGGCGCUGGCCGGGGGAGGUACGGAUGGCCAUGGGCAAACGGAGAACGUGGCCGGACAGCACCGUCCUCCAACGGCCUCUUCGUCUCCAAACCCUAAAGGGGAUCGCGAAGCCCAACAAACGAAAAAACGUGCGAAGCCAUCCAUGACGUUCCCGGGGAAUACUCCCAUGCAAGAGGCUGCCUUUGAGGAAACUAUGAGCGACGGGCAGAAGACACCAAGACCAGCAAGUCCACGACCAUCAGUAUGGGGAUCUAGUGCGGGGGCGGCGAGACGACUCUUUGGAGAUUCUAGCCACACAGGAACCUGGUAUAUUGCGGACUCGGACUCGGAAGGUAUUGCAGAAGCCAUGCGUGAAGACGGAAAAGAGGCGGAUUUUGAGGGAACUGUCGAUCCCAAGUGCCCAUCAAUUGAAUACACGCUGGCGGAGGAGCGGAUGUUCUGUCGAGAAUGGCGAUCAGCUUUAGUGGUUAUGGUUUUGGGCCGAUCAUUAUCCUAUACGUUAAUCGCUAAGAAGCUAAAUGGAAUAUGGGCAAAAGCAGGGCCGAUUCAGGUCACGUCAGCCAAGAAUGGUUACUUUUUAGUGCGAUUUACUAAGGGUGUCGAUUAUGAACGAGCAAUCACAGGGGGGCCUUGGAUGGUGGGGGAUAACUACCUAACAGUGCAUCCAUGGACUCAAGAUUUCAAUCCGUAUAAUCACGAGAUUUCUUCAACACUUGUAUGGGCUCGCUUGCUAGACAUUCCGAUACACUACUUCCAUCAGGUGGCUGUAAUGAAAAUUGGGAAGCCAAUUCGCGUCGAUCAAGCUACGAGUACUGGUGCUAGAAGUGACUACGCCCGGGUGUGUGUGCAAGUGGACAUCACCAAGCCGCUACUCUCCCAAUUUAUGAUUCAUGGGAUUAAAUACUUCAUUCAAUAUGAAGGGCUGGAGAAGAUAUGCCUUCAAUGUGGAUCCUAUUUCGAGCGAUCUUCAUGCUCCUGUCUAGUACAGAAAGAUGAAAUGGAAUCUGAGUCGGUAAGUCCCCAAGAGCCGGAAAUUGUGAAGGAACCAGAGAAGUUGUAUGGGGAAUGGAUGAUAGCAAAGCGUAGACCAAGAGCUAGAAAGGAAAGUCUAUGA
Linum trigynum is the source of this 1131-nucleotide messenger RNA. NCBI's taxonomy places the organism in Eukaryota, Viridiplantae, Streptophyta, Magnoliopsida, Malpighiales, Linaceae. The record is from the annotation of a GenBank genome assembly.